Molecule: messenger RNA, 966 nt
Organism: Wyeomyia smithii (pitcher-plant mosquito)
Lineage: Eukaryota; Metazoa; Arthropoda; Insecta; Diptera; Culicidae
Exons: 3
Coding region: 171-746 (191 amino acids)
Source: RefSeq, a predicted model, not a curated record
GCGUGGUGUAAACAUUCAGUUGGUUUGCUUUGCGUGAUAUGUACAUAUCGCUCGAAGCUUCACCUCGAGAGCAGUGCAUUUUGAGUUGCUUUAGUGCGGCUGUGUUUCUACAACAGUUCGUAUUCAUCAUUUGAAAUUCAAUUUUGAUUCGUAUAAAUAAAGUUUUUGAAAUGAAUAUGGUUGCCCGUUUUUCUCGUCGUCGUAUUGUGAUUAUAACCGUUUCCAUCAUAGUUCUUUAUAAUAUUUUAUCAUCAUCGUACAGUGAAUAUAAGACCGAUACGAUCAUUUAUCGCACAAAACCGGAAGUCGUUUGGGAGUAUGUUGCUGAUUUCAGUAAAAUGAAAAAACUCAAUCCUACCAUAUUGGAUUUUAACAUUGUCGCCGAUCAUGGAAAUUUGGAUCAUUGGAAAUAUUCAGUGGAAUAUACGGAACAGCUUUCGCAUUGGCCGUAUAUCAGAAACACUGCUGUUGGUCACUAUUCGGUUCGGAAGCUGCCGCAGUCGGAGGGUGGCCAGUACUCUGUUGCAUCAACGCACAGGACGUGCUUUCUCUUGGGACUUUUCUGUCUGAAUUCUAAAGGCGAAUUUAAAAUUUCCUAUUUAAACGAAGAAGAUACGUUUUGUCAGGAAACUGUUCACUAUCAAUGUCCAUUCUUAUUCGGUCAAUUUUGUUUUCGGGAGGUUGAAUUUCAGCGGAAAGCAAUCAUGGCCAAUUUGAACCUCCAUUUUAAGCAGAAUAAAAUGUAAUCAAGUACUCCUACACUCAUAGCCAGAUUUGACUGUGGGUCCCAAAAAAAAACAACACCGUUUUUUUGAUCGUACAUAAUUGAAGCCUUUAUUUGUCUUUAAAAACUUAAAAAAAUCGGUUAGAAAUUUACAGAACAUCAACAGUUACAUUUACAAUCGUUUAAUCAAUGCCUUAUUCUUCCAGCUUGUAAUAUCGUAAUUACAACAUAACAAUGUCAAA